Messenger RNA from Striga hermonthica, 579 nucleotides. Lineage: Eukaryota; Viridiplantae; Streptophyta; Magnoliopsida; Lamiales; Orobanchaceae. The record is from the annotation of a GenBank genome assembly.
AUGGGUCUUAAGGGGCCCUUAAUACCCAAGGAGAAAGAGGAGGAUAAGAACGAAGACAGAGACGACGAGAAGAAUGAGGAGAAAGACGAUGAGAAGACUGAGGAGAAAGAUGAUGAGAAGGCCAAGGAGAAAGAUGAUGAGAAGGUCGAGGAGAAAGAUGAGAAUAUACAGGAGAAAGCAAUUAUAUCUGGCAACCGUGGCAACUUGAAAAUGAGGCAUAUUGAUUUUUUCGGACGAUCUAUCCAUAUUAUCCACCAAAAACAUGAUGGCCCCUGCGCCCUUAUUGCAAUAUGCAAUGUGCUACUGCUCAAGGGGGACAUCUUUUUUGGAGCAUGUGAAACUGUGGUUUCAAUCGAUUAUCUACUUGACCUUGUCUACUCUCUUAUAAGUGAAAGUGCGAAAAUGCAGGCCCAUUAUCCUGAAAUACAAAGAAUGAUAUGGGAUGAGGCACCGACACAGGCCAAAGGGUUUGAUGUGGACAUUAUCUUCACAAGGCUGGCUGCUGGUGUUCUGAUAUUUGCAAUUUUCACACUGCAAGACGGAUGGUUUUACGAAGACACCAGAGUGGUUACUACUUGA